Messenger RNA from Oryza brachyantha (malo sina), 3006 nucleotides. RefSeq names its product SWI/SNF complex subunit SWI3C-like. The record is from RefSeq and is a predicted model, not a curated record. Bases 134 to 2545 code for a protein of 803 amino acids. Gene Ontology annotation, molecular function: protein binding. Lineage: Eukaryota; Viridiplantae; Streptophyta; Magnoliopsida; Poales; Poaceae. The transcript is spliced from 9 exons.
AUUGCUGUUGGAAAGCAAAAAAACACAAACAAGAGGGAAGAAAUUCGAACGCCUUCGUCACUCGCUACGCACGUGCCGCACUCGCCGGCGACACUCCCGAGCUCCGCCUCCUCCUCCUCCGGCGCCGGCGACGAUGCCUCGCAAGGCCCCCUCCACCGCAGAUGCGCGGGCCAAGUGGCAGAGGCGGAAGCGCAACGGCAACCCCUCCGCGGCGGCGGGCGACAACUCCGACGACUCCGACUCGGUGGUCGGGGGCGGGUCCGCGGCGGCGAACGGCGGCGGCGGCGGCGGCGACAACCACGACGACGACGACGGCGCGCUCCACGCGACCGUCGCCAACGGGGGCGCGGGAGGGAGCGGAACCCUAGGCGGAGGGGAUGACGACCCCGUGCUCGACCUCCGCGAGGCCGAGGUGCUCCCGGGGGGCGAGCGCGUCUCCGCCUUCCCGCCCGCGUACCGCCGCGUGGUCAACCGGCUCCACCACUCCGUGCUCGCUGUCGUGGCGGCGGAGCGCGCCGCGGCUGGCGCUGGCGGCGGAGGCGCCACUGGACCUGCCCCCGCGCUCGAGAAUAUCUCCCACGGGCAGCUCCAGGUGCUCUCGCACGUGCUCCCUGACCACCCGUCCUUGUCCAACGACCCCGACAAGCCGUCCUCCUACGUCUGCACCCCUCCUCUACUCAUGGAGUGCCGCGGCAUGCCCAAGCAAUUCCUCAACAAAGUGCUCAUCGUGCCCAGGCACGCAGAUUGGUUCUUGCCGAUGAUGGUGCACAGAUUGGAGAGGCAGGUGCUGCCACAUUUCUUCUCAGGGAAGUCCCCAGGGCACACGCCAGACAAAUACAUAAUGUUGAGGAAUAGGGUAAUUGCAAAGUAUUUGGAGCACCCUGAGAAGAAACUUGCAUUUGCUGAUUGCCAAGGGCUUGUCACAAGCUCGGCUGAGUUGUAUGACCUGAGUAGAAUAGUUAGGUUUUUGGACACUUGGGGGAUCAUUAAUUACCUUGCGCCUGGGUCUGUUCAACGGGGCUUGAGGAUGCUGACAUCACUAAUCAGGGAGGAGCCAUCAGGGGAGUUGCAUCUAAUGUCUGCUCCCUUGAAAUCCAUUGAUGGUUUGAUUUUGUUUGAUCGACCAAAAUGCAGUGUCAAGGCAGAGGAUAUUGCCUUUGUGGCAUCAAUCUCAUCUUCUCCAGAGAUGGCAAAUGGUGAUGCUGAUUUGGAUGAGAAAACAUUGUUGGAGAAAUUAUCUGACAGCUUUUGUAGUUUCUGCGCACAGCCUCUGCCCAGCUUGCACUAUGAGUCACAAAAGGAGGCAGACAUUGCUCUUUGCUCGGAUUGCUUCCACGAUGCAAGAUUUGUUAUUGGGCACUCAAGCUUAGAUUUUCAAAGAGUGGAUGGGAAGAAAGAUGGAGCAGACAAUGAUGGGGACAGCUGGACUGAUCAGGAAACGUUACUGUUAUUGGAGGCCAUAGAUAAACACAAUGAAAACUGGAAUGCUGUUGCAGAGCAUGUCGGAACAAAGUCAAAAGCACAAUGUAUUUACCAUUUUCUUGGUCUUCCAGUAGAAGACGGAUUGCUAGAGAAUAUUGAAGUACCAGAAGCAUCCAGUUCGUCUAAAGUACAAAACAACGGUUUUUUGCGUUCAAAUUCCAAUGGCAGUACUUCAGGAAGCUCUCGUCAAAGUAGCGAAGCUGGACAAAUUCCUUUCAUUAACACUGCUAAUCCGGUCAUGUCACUGGUUGCGUUUUUGACCUCUUCAGUAGGACCAAGAGUUGCAGCAUCCUGUGCAAGUGCAGCACUAUCUGUUUUGACUAGUGAUGACUCCAGUUCAAUAGGCAAUGAUGGCCAUGCUGCUGGACCGAACAGUGAUUCCAACUCGGCCAUCUCUUCAGAAAAUGUUAGACAUGCUGCAAUGUGUGGCUUGUCAGCGGCAGCAACUAAGUGUAAACUUUUUGCGGAUCAGGAGGAGCGUGAAAUUCAGAGAUUAACUGCUACCAUCAUAAAUCAUCAGUUGAAAAGGCUGGAGUUGAAGUUGAAGCAAUUUGCGGAGAUUGAGACCAUUCUUUUGAGGGACAGCGAGCAGGCUGAGAGGGUGAGGCAGGAGCUGCAUGCUCAGUGCGUCCGAAUGGUUUCAGGGAUUCAGUUAGCUUCGCCUAGAGGCAACACCAUGGCAUCAAAUCCAUUGAGUCAAGCGAAUCUUCGACCACCGGGAAUGCCAGGCUCGAUGCACCAGACGGCUGGCACGCCAGCUUUCUAUGCCAAUAACAUGCAGGUGCACCCACAGAUGGCUUUCUUGCAGCAGCAACAGCAGCAGCAGCAGCAGCACCUCCAGCAGCAACAACAGCAGCACCUCCAGCAGCAGCAGCUGCAGCGGCAGGCUUUCUUCCAGCAACAGCAGCUGCAGCUGCAGCAGCAGCAGCGGCAGCUGCAGAUGCUAUCUUUCGGGCCUCGGUUGCCUCUUGCAGCAAUCAACCCUCCCUCAGGCACGGCAGCACAAAAUGUCAUGUACAACAACCCUAACCCUGACAUGCCCGGUCCAUCGAAUCAAGGUUGAGACCGCCUUCUGCUAGCAAUUAGAGUAUUAUAGGCUGAGUAGACAUUUCGAGGCAUCCUAGUUUCCUGAGUCGCAGCUCUGAUUUGUGAUAGUUAACCAUUGUAAUUCAAUUGCACAAUCACAGGUAGAGUGGGGGCAUUUUAGAAUCUAGAUGUUAGGUUUUCAACUCUCUCACAAGCUCCCAAUUGUCUGAUAGCUUUUCUUAUUCCUAGUGCCUAGGUGAGAUUGCGUAUAGAAGUGAUGGCCAAUGCUGAACCAAACCAUUGUUCCUCCUGACUGCUCCUAGAAGAAGCUUGUGCAAAAAUUACAUACUUGUGCAUUCUUUACAUGGUAGCUGUGGCUUAUAUCUUGAAACUUUUGAAGGAAAUUCCAUAACUGAGGCAAUAGGAAGGGUGUAAUGAACAUGUCGCAGCAAGUCGCAACUGAUUAAGGGAAACCAAGAGAUAUCCAGAGCGAUGCUU